Rotaria sordida is the source of this 1926-nucleotide messenger RNA. NCBI's taxonomy places the organism in Eukaryota, Metazoa, Rotifera, Eurotatoria, Philodinida, Philodinidae. The record is from the annotation of a GenBank genome assembly.
AUGUCUGACUAUGAUGAUGAUGAUGAUCAUGACAUGGCACCUAAUUAUGAAAAUAUGCGCGGUAUGGGUUUCAUUUGUUGGCGUGAAAUACCCGCAACAGAUGAUGAGGAUCAUGAGGAUAUUCAAUUAAAUAAGAAGAACAAAAAUAAAAAGAAAAAACGAAAACUUGAUGCGAUUGAAACAGAACAAGAAAUUGAAACGCCUAUUAAAAAAGUUAAAAAAAAGAAAAAGAAACGUUCAAAUGAAACUCAUAUGACAUCAACACUACAAAUAAUUGGUGAAAAUAAUAAAGAUGAAGUUGAAACAACUUCAAAUAACGAUACUAUUGAAACUGCUAAAAAAGUUUGGUCGGAUCUUCAUGUCUCGGAAAAUAUCAUUCGUUCAUUAUUGGAACAAAAAUUUUUUGAUCCAACUCCAAUUCAACGUCUUACUUUACCAGCUGCUAUUCGUGAUCGUUUAGAUAUUAUUGGUGCUGCUGAAACAGGCAGUGGUAAAACAUUAGCUUUUGCUAUUCCAAUUCUUACUCAUAUGAAUCAAUUAUUAGAAAAUAAUCAAACGUCCUAUGGACAAUUUACAAGUCUAAUUCUUACACCAACACGUGAAUUAGCUGUUCAAAUCAAAUCUCAUAUUCAAAUUGUCUGUCGUUAUACAAAAUUCAAAACUGCUGUCGUUGUUGGUGGUAUGUCAACACAAAAACAAGAACGUUUAUUAUCACAAAAACCUGAAAUAAUUGUUGCAACACCUGGUCGAUUUUGGGAAUUAUUACAAGAAAAUAAUGAACAUAUUAUUGAUAUGUCGAAUCUUCGAUUUUUAGCAAUUGAUGAAACUGAUCGAAUGAUUGAAAAAGGACAUUUUGAAGAAUUAGAAAAAAUACUUAAUCUAAUCAAAAAUGAUAACAAUCAAUUACGACAAAAAUUUGUUUUCUCGGCAACACUAAUGUUACAAUCGAAUAUCGAUAACGAAAAGAAAAAACAAAAAAAGAAAAAAGACGAUAAUCAAGAUAAACUUGCUACAUUAAUUUCCGCUGUUGGUAUGAGUGCUAAACCUAAAAUAAUUGAUUUAACAAAAGAAUUCGGUACAGCUGAAACAUUAACUGAAGCUCGUGUUAAUUGUUCAUUAGAAGAUAAAGAUUCAUAUUUAUAUUAUUUUCUAACAUUAUAUCCAGGUCGAACAUUACUAUUUACAAAUAGUAUUGAUUGUAUUAAACGAUUACAAUCAAUUUUAACUAUAUUAAAAAGAAAUCCUUUACCAUUACAUGCACAAAUGGAACAAAAACAACGUUUAACGAAUUUAGAAAAAUUUUCUAAUUCCGAUAAUGGAUUAUUAAUUGCUACAGAUGUAGCAGCACGUGGUUUAGAUAUUCCGAAUAUAAAACAUAUUAUUCAUUAUCAAGUACCAAGAUCAACAGAACUUUAUAUUCAUCGUAGUGGUCGAACAGCUCGUGUUGAACGUGAAGGAUUGAGUAUAAUGUUUAUUUGUCCGGAAGAAUUAUUUCUCUAUCGAAAAAUUAUUAAAACACUCAAUCGAAAUGAAGAUCUUCAAACAUUUCCUAUUGAUUCAACAUAUUUAUCAAAUUUAAAAAGACGUGUUCGUCUUGCAUCUGAAAUAUCUAAAUUACAUCAUCAAGUUGCUAAAGUAGCAAAUGAAACCAAUUGGUAUCAUAAAGCAGCUAAAGAAUUAGAUAUUGAAUUAGAUGAUAAUAUUCGAGAUGUUGAAAAAGCUAAAACAGCAAAUACAAAAGAUACUCAAAAAAAAGAAAUUCAAUUACGUAAUGAACUUGAUCUUUUAUUAAAACAUCCAUUAAAAUAUUCAUCAUCAUUAAAUAUAAGUCGUUCAUAUCCACUUCUAUUUGGUGAUCCUGAUCAAUUAGCAUCAAGACGAAAAAAUGAUAUGACUGCAUUAGAUGAAUUGAAACAUCGAUCAUAA